AUGAGCAUCCAAGCAGAUGGAACACUCAAGUACCACGGGAUGAAGAAAAUUAAGUGGUGGAGAUUGAAGGAGUUUGUUACGAAGGUAAAAGAAAGAAAAAGUGGCAAGGAGACUACCUGGGAGAUACUGAGUGAGAACAUGAGAAGUAUGGCUAAAGUAGUGCUCGGAGAAACAUCAGGAAAGGCACCAAAGGCGGGUAAAGACACAUGGUGGUGGAAUGAGGAAGUGCAACAGGCAAUAGCAGAAAAGGGAAACAGUAAAAGGACGAGGGAUCAAUCGCAGUCCGAUGAGGCAGCACAGCAAUUCAAGGCAUGUGGCGAAAGCAAAAGUGAGGCAUAUAAAGAUCUAUAUAAGAAGUUGGACAGUACAGAGGGGCAGUACAUGGCAAUAAGAAUGGCCAAGACUCGGGACAGAAAUUCAUCUGACGUCAGACAGGUAAAACUUAUCAAAGAUGGAAAUGGAAGUACUAUCAUUGAGGAUAGUAAGAUACAGGCUAGGCGGAAGAAAUAUUUUCAGAAGCUUCUAAAUGAGGAAAAUCCACGGGAGGAAAGAUGCACAACACGAACAGCUCAUCCCGGGAAAGUCUCGGAAGUCAGCAAGGAGGAAGUAAAAAGAGCGAUAAAAAGGAUGAAGACAGGGAAGGCUGUAGGUCCUGAUAGGAUACCUAUGGAAGCCUGGAAGUCUUUUGGAGAAAAAGGCAUAGAGUGGUUGACAAAGAUUCUCAAUACAGUGGUGGAGAGUGGAAGAAGGCCUGACGAUUGGAGAGAUGUUGUCAGGUGCCUAUCUAUAAGAACAAGUGAGAUGUACAGGACUGCGAGAAUUACAGAGGAAUAA
Penaeus chinensis is the source of this 834-nucleotide messenger RNA. RefSeq lists its product as uncharacterized. Lineage: Eukaryota; Metazoa; Arthropoda; Malacostraca; Decapoda; Penaeidae. The coding region runs from base 1 to 834 and encodes 277 amino acids. The transcript has a single exon. The record is from RefSeq and is a predicted model, not a curated record.